AUGUCGAUCGGUACGCACAAAGGCCAGGACCUUUGCCGGUCUCCCUGCCGCCCUUUCACUCUUUCAACCCACGCCAAAUCUGCCAUGACCUCGACGAAUCAACCCCAGCAGCUCGCGCUCAAGGACCGGAUUGCCGCGCUCCAGAACAAGCCGGAUGGCUCGAACGCGCACCCGAGCGCGGCGCCUGCCCGCUCCAACACGACGUCCAUCUCUGGACAGUCGACGACGCCGCCUCGGGGCACGCUACGGGACAAGAUCAACAAGUUUGAGCGUAAAGGUGGCGUGCCUAUACCCCGGGGCAGCUUUGGGAUGAACGUGCCGCCUGAGCAGCCAGUUGGUGCUAGCAAGAGCAGGGAGCUCUAUGGCAACCGCAUCCCGAAGCCUGCGCCCAAACCGGGUGCUGCGCCCCUUCAGAACUCUUUGCGCUCUGUGACGGCACCUUCUGCCUUUCCGCGUACAGGUGUGGUCGAUGCUGAUGGCGUGCCAUCGUCGGCUAGCUCUCCGGACAUCGCACCGCUUUCCCCAGAUGUCACUGGCGACUCCGCACCCCCGAUGGGUCCGGCGAGGACUCGGCGCCGGUUAAGUGUCUCUGAGAUGGUUGGCGCGUUCGAAGAACUUGAUGCGCUUAAAGACGCCUCGACCAAGUCUUCGCGUCGUUCUUCGCAGAUCCUUUCUUCGCCUCCCAGCGCCUUGCCUUCGUCUUUGCCAGUAUCACCAGACGCAGAGACAUCCGGGCUGCCCACUCCGCCUCAAUCUGCCGCUGCCGAAACUGCACCAACGACGCCUACGCCACCGGCAGAAACCGCCGAAACACCGACGCUAAAGCUGGAUAAACUCGAGCCGCCACCGAUGAGGCGAGGGAUGUCGAGCGGGUCUGCGCUGUCAAAUGGACCCUCUACGCCUGGCUCCGAUCUGCAGACCGCCGAAAUUCUUACGGGUGUCAAGACGGUCGUCUCACCUACGGAGGCCAAGCCCGUGGAGAUUCCGGUACCUGCAGCGAAGGUUGUUUCGCCCACAGCGUCCAGAGUGACAUCUCCGUCUUCUGCAACCAAGCCCAUACCGCCGCCCAUUGAGGUGGUACCUACGGUCACUGCCGAGCCUUCAUUGACACCCAAGCCGGUGAAGAGCAAGUCCUACAAAGUCGUUGUGCACCGCAAGACGCCGGAGACGUCAACUUCGUCGCGUAACAGCAUCGACGCGGCUGCGGAGCCUCGCCAAUCACUGUCAAGUAGCGGCGAUUCGCAUGGCCACGCGCCUCACUUGCGCUCGAAGCGGCAAUUCAAGCACCUUCAGCAGCAGCCCGAGCCUCCGAGUCCUGCCCAGAACGACCUCUCGGACCUGCUUCAAGAUGCAUCGUGGUUGGAAGCGACGCUCGGCAACAGCAGCUUCGACAUCCCGUCUGUCUCAUUUGACAGUGCCACACCGGACCUCAAUCUCUCGCUUUCGCCAUCCACGCCUACCGUUCCUACCCAACGCAGUCAGAGCAUGCUCAUACCCAACUCGCCACCUCGCUCUGUCAGCCAGACUUCGCUCGGUCGCCCCGUGAGCGCUGUGGAGGGUGGUCGUACGAGCUCCAGCACGCCGUCUCUCAACAUACACGGCCCAUCGGAUAAUGCGCCUGGUAGCAUGUCGCCCAAGAGCACGCGGAGCAAUGUGAGCGCUCGCCGCUUCUUCAGCAUGCGCAAGCCCCGCGCCAGCAUGAGCUCCGAACUCAGCUCGGAUGACUCUGCGCCGCUUGCGACACCGCCGAGCCCGCCCGAUAUGUACGCUCGUGCGGAUGCGUCAAGUCUGCGAUCAGGAUUCAGUGUCAGGAGUGGUGCGAGCAGCAUGAGGUUGAGCCCCGGUCGGGGGCUGAUGGAUCGCAUGCUGGGAAGGUCGGGCAAGUCGAAGAGCAUGUAUGACGAUGGUACACCCACGCCUAUCCCAGAGCAGCCCUACCAAUUACCCACACUACCAUCGCCAGUACGCGAGAACCACCUCGACAUCUCUAUGUCGACCGCCGACCAGUCAAGCUUUGACUUCGACGCGUUCCCUACCGUACCGCUUCACAACAAAUACGCGACGGAGCCCUCAAGGCGGUGA
This is a messenger RNA of Peniophora sp. CBMAI 1063, 2082 nucleotides long. Lineage: Eukaryota; Fungi; Basidiomycota; Agaricomycetes; Russulales; Peniophoraceae. The record is from the annotation of a GenBank genome assembly.